This is a messenger RNA of Saccostrea cuccullata (small rock oyster), 526 nucleotides long. RefSeq lists its product as uncharacterized. The annotation marks the transcript as partial. The transcript has 5 exons. The record is from RefSeq and is a predicted model, not a curated record. Lineage: Eukaryota; Metazoa; Mollusca; Bivalvia; Ostreida; Ostreidae.
AUGGAACACACCUAUCAAAUAGUACUUGUAUCAAUUCUGUGGCAAUUCAUGGUAUCUGAAGGCGUGCUGAAAUGUCCAGAAUCCACAGAAGAUUGGGGUAUGUGUCCAGAGUUUAAUUUUAAAGCUCGCCGAAUAGAUGUUUAUCAAUGCAAAUCUAAUGAGAACAACUGCCCGACUACAACGUACUGGUCUAAUGCUGUUUACGUCUAUCCUGGGUGUUUCCAUAAUGUUUCAUCCAAUGUACUGAAAUCUAGCACGACCUUAUUUACUCUUCCUUUAACGAUAGAAAUAACUACAAAGGACAGUGCAUCUGCCAAUGAUACCUCAUCUUCCGAGAAAACAUCCAAUGCAAUUCCAUUCACGUCAAUAAUAAUAAUAAUAAUUUCUAGUCUAAUCGUCACUAUAGUGCUUUUUCUCGGUAUAGGAUGUCUAGUGUUUAGAUGGAGACACAGAAGAGAGUUAAGUACCGGAGAAAAAGAUAAAGACAACAAUUCACCUGAAGAAGAGAUUAUGUUACGAGGUACAA